UUUAUUUGUUUGUUUGUGUACCAGAUUUCCUUGUAAAUUAUUAGCAACAGCUUUUGCCAAUCCUCUAAAAAAAAAAAUCCGUCUGCGUAUAUAUAACAAGGUGAUUUGUCUAAACGGAAAUAACCAACUGUGGUAACGCUGUUUUUAGAAAUGCAGUCGAAAACAUUGCUGUGUUUGAAUUUAUUUUUUGUUUUAUUUGAUAAUGGAGCAACACAAGAUGUCUGUAACCUACCGGCUGUUACCGGACCGUGUAAAGCAGAUAUGCCGCGAUAUUUCUACAACGCACACACAUGUCAUUGUGAUAAGUUCACAUACGGUGGUUGUGAUGGGAACGGCAACCGCUACGAAAAACUAGAAGAUUGCAAUGCUGCUUGUGGGGAGGUCAAUUGUCCGAUAUGUAACCUUCCGCCAAGCCGCGGCCCUUGCAAAGCGAAGCAAGAACGCUGGUAUUUCGACGCCACGUCUUGCACAUGUAAAACAUUCACGUACGGCGGAUGCAAAGGAAACUUGAACCGAUUCAUGACCAAGCAGGAUUGCGAAGGGUCUUGCGGUAGUUACCAAUGCCCAGUAUGCGCCCUGGAGAUGAAAGUCGGUCCUUGCAAAGGUGCGAUCAAUCGCUGGUACUACGACACCAAAGAGAACAAGUGCAAGCAGUUCUCGUGGGGCGGCUGUGAGCCGAACGGAAACAACUUCCAAAAUGAAGAAGAUUGCAAAAAGAUCUGCAAAGGAUUUAAGCAGAAGUAUUAAUAAAAUCCUUUAGAAAUCAGACUUUUUACUUCCAUGACGAUGUACUUUUGUAGACGAAUUACCUUUUUAUGUUUUUAUUGUAGAAAAUUUUGCUUUAUUUGUCAAUACAAAGCUAUCUUUAAUGAAAUGAUAAUACAAUUGUCAGCUUUUAAUAGCAUAAAAUUAAUUUAUGACUGUGAAAAUUGGUACAAAUAAGCAAUUGAAAUACAAUUUAAUACCAACUACAAUUUCUGUGAAAUGAUGCAUUCAAUUAACUAUUUAGUUUUUUUUAGGCAACGUUCAAUAAAUGCAACUGAAAUGGACACAACUCAUAACCAAACAUAGCAUACGACGUUGUUUCCGUUUAUUAGACAAUAAUAUAUACUUCUAUACAUAUAUGAAAAUAAAA
Messenger RNA from Dreissena polymorpha, 1135 nucleotides. RefSeq names its product carboxypeptidase inhibitor SmCI-like. Lineage: Eukaryota; Metazoa; Mollusca; Bivalvia; Myida; Dreissenidae. The transcript has 2 exons. Gene Ontology annotation, biological process: negative regulation of peptidase activity. The coding region runs from base 151 to 747 and encodes 198 amino acids. The record is from RefSeq and is a predicted model, not a curated record. Gene Ontology annotation, cellular component: extracellular region. Gene Ontology annotation, molecular function: serine-type endopeptidase inhibitor activity.